UGCUGGACUAUGCCUUUAAGGACAGCACCACUGUCGAUACCCGACAUGAGACGUGAGGUCACAGGCAGGAAACAACAGCUCUGACUGGCUGUCAUCGAUCGCUUAAUCAGGCUUGUUUAAGAUCGUUUGUUGGUAACCUCCAUCAGUUUAGACAGAAGCUAAGUUAAAAUGUAGAACAGGAAGCCUGGGUGGCUACCACUGAUCUAUAGUGGUACCAGGAAAACUGUCACCAACGGCAAGAAAAUUCGUUUUCCUUUUGGCCGAUAGACAUCCGGAGCAGCAAUGACAUAUUUGAGCGUGAAAUUGGGACGCAUUCAAAAGUUCAUCUGUGAAUGUAGCCUUUACACAUUCGUGUAAUAAUACGCUGUGACAUGCUGCCUUUAGAUCAGUCGGUUUGACUCCUUACUAAUUGGAUAGCAAGAAAAUCCGAAACACAUCCGCUGCCACGGCAGUGUCUGCUGUUUCCGUUGGAAAAUACUCAAAAUUCAAAGGUAGAAAUUAAUUAUAUUCAGUCAUCAUGUUAUCCGACACACAAAAUCAGAACGAGACUGGGUUUCCGUAUCCUCAGCAACAGCAGCAGCACGCGCUAAACCAGCAGAAUACCCAGGUAAAACCGACCGCCCAAGUGAAGAAGAACGCGAUAACUGAAGACUACAAAGUUACGGGUCAAGUGCUUGGUCUGGGCAUAAAUGGCAAGGUGCUGGAAAUAUUUCGAAAGAGCAACGGUGAAAAGUGCGCAUUAAAGAUGUUGCAGGACUGCCCGAAGGCCCGGCGGGAAGUCGAGCUCCACUGCCGAGCCUCCGGUUGCCCUCACAUCGUGGGCAUCGCUGACGUCUACGAAAACCUCUACCAGGGCAAGAGGUGUCUCCUCAUGGUCAUGGAAUGCAUGGAUGGGGGUGAGCUGUUCAGUCACAUCCAGGAGAGAGGGGACCAGCGCUUUACAGAGAGAGAGGCCUCAAACAUCUGCAGGGGUGUUGGAGAAGCCAUCCAGUCCUUACACGCCAUCAAUAUUGCACACAGGGACGUCAAGCCGGAGAAUCUCCUUUACACAUCAAAACGACCGGAUGCUGUGCUGAAACUUACAGACUUUGGGUUUGCCAAAGAGACAACUACACACAACUCCCUGGCAACACCCUGUUAUACGCCUUACUACGUUGCCCCUGAGGUCCUUGGUCCAGAGAAAUAUGAUAAGUCCUGUGAUAUGUGGUCCCUGGGGGUCAUCAUGUACAUACUUCUGUGUGGCUACCCUCCUUUCUACUCGAACCACGGUCUUGCCAUGUCCCCCGGCAUGAAGAAGAGAAUCCGCAAUGGCCAGUAUGAGUUCCCCAACCCUGAGUGGUCUGAUGUGUCAGAGGAAGCAAAGCAGCUGAUCAAGCUCCUGCUGAAGACAGAACCCACUCAGAGGAUGACCAUCACAGAGUUCAUGAACCACCCCUGGAUAAACUCAAUGGAAGUUCCCCAGACUCCUCUCCAUACAAGUCGAGUCCUGAAUGAAGAAAAAGAUGUUUGGGAAGACGUGAAAGAGGAAAUGACCAGUGCCCUGGCAACAAUGAGAGUAGACUACGACCAGAUCAAAAUCAAAACGAUCGAAGACUCGUGCAAUCCGCUUCUGGCAAAGAGGAGGAAGAAAGCCGGCAGUGCAUCAUCAGAGCCACCAGGGCUUUGAAACGCACACACACACACACACACACACACACACACACACACACACACACACACACACACACACACACACACGUGUGUGUUUAGUAUGAUCUUAAACACCACUACUGCACAUCCAGCAAUAAAGUUCAUAUUUUAGGUAUGGACGAUUACGUAUUGCACCCUGUGAGCAGACUACACACUGACUUUAUUAUGUUAAGAUGUUUUCACUGAAGUUUUAUAAUCUUGUUGCUAUGAUGCAUAAUCAUCACUGCAACUUCUCUUCUAAAACACAUAUAAUCUGCUUCAUAUGUGCAGCCUUACGCUGAGCACUUAUGAGUACAUGCGGUCCGAAUUACUUAAUGCUUUCUGAGCUCUGCUUCAUUCUCUUAUCUCUUGUACAGAACUGUCUCUACAGUCAAAAACAACUCACCACCCAGUGUUAAUAAAACUGCAGGUCUAA
Molecule: messenger RNA, 2104 nt
Organism: Clupea harengus (Atlantic herring)
Lineage: Eukaryota; Metazoa; Chordata; Actinopteri; Clupeiformes; Clupeidae
Product: MAP kinase-activated protein kinase 2-like
Biological process (GO): protein phosphorylation
Molecular function (GO): ATP binding; protein kinase activity
Source: RefSeq, a predicted model, not a curated record